Molecule: messenger RNA, 741 nt
Organism: Trichoderma asperellum CBS 433.97
Lineage: Eukaryota; Fungi; Ascomycota; Sordariomycetes; Hypocreales; Hypocreaceae
Source: RefSeq, a predicted model, not a curated record
AUGGCUCGCUUGACUUACAUUUCGUUACUUGGCCUUGCCAGUUCUAUCCUUGCCGCUCCUCAGCCUGCAUUGACUGGCACUGAAGGCACGAUUGCAUCUACUGUUCGAAUUGCCGGCCCCACAGCUGCUCCUAAUAUUCAUGGUCUAGACAUUGCUAGUCCUCCUCAGUUCCUGACGAUCACUGUUGUUAACAGCCAUGGCGAUGCUAUUUCGACAUCGCAUGCUCACGACCCUAACGGCCCUUCUGCUGUGUCAGGUAAUGUAGGUCCCGGCACUAUGGCCGCAGGCGCCACUGCGGCCUUUGCUGUACCAACCGGAUGGAUUGGUAACGUCGCUAUUAACGACGCCGGCUGGGCUAUUACUGGCGAUGAUUCUCUAAUUGAGGCCAACUUUGUUGUGCCUCAGGGGUCUUCAAUUGCAGUAGCCGAUGUUGAUAUCUCUUAUGUAAACGGUUUCUCUGUUGCCAUUGUGUGCUCUUGUGACGGACAGAUUGUAACUGGUUGCAACAAGAACUUGUUCAACCUCAACUCUUGCGGCAACAAUGACGGGCAAAACGCUUGUGUUAACCCGCUCAGAAGCGACCAAGGAGCCACGUCAGCUGCGCCUUUCUUUGCUCCCUGCCAGCACGCUGCUUGGACUUAUGUCAACGAUGGCGCUGCAAACUCUUUCGGGCAGUGCCAGUCGGGCCAAAUUACCUGCUGUGUUGGCGCUGCUUGCCCUCCUAACCCCAGACAACCUUAA